CAUCUAUGAACGCUCAAGUUCAUGUUGUGCGCUUCUUUUGCGGUUCCGUAAUAAAUAAAAGUUUUAUUAUAUAAAUAUCAAUAGAAUAAUAAUAAAAGAAAUAUAAUUGCAGUAAAUUGUGUCAUCAUUAAAAAUGUAUACGUAAAACGAACACAAGCAUGCUAGGAGAUAUUCAACUUACUAAACGUUUGGUUGUUAUUGCGAUUGUCCUCGGCAUUAUUUUAAUUUUAAAGGAGUACGUGUUUGUAUUUCCAUUAUGACACAGCACAGGGUAGCGUAUUUUUACAACCCGGACGUGGGUAACUUUCACUAUGGCCCGGGGCAUCCAAUGAAACCCCAUCGGCUGUCUGUAACACAUAGUUUGGUGCUCAACUAUGGCUUGCACAAGAAAAUGCAAAUAUAUAGGCCCUAUAGAGCCAGCGCACAUGAUAUGUGUCGGUUCCACAGUGAGGAUUAUAUAGAAUUUCUUCAAAAUGUAACCCCACAAAAUAUUCAGAGUUAUUCCAAAGAUCUCUUGCACUAUAAUGUGGGUGAUGACUGUCCAGUAUUUGAGGGCCUAUUUGACUUCUGUUCAAUGUAUACGGGAGCCUCUUUGGAAGGAGCAAUGAAACUAAAUAACAAUGCUUGCGAUAUUGCAAUUAAUUGGUCUGGUGGACUGCAUCAUGCAAAGAAAUUUGAACCUUCAGGAUUCUGCUAUGUAAAUGACAUAGUCAUAGCCAUACUAGAGCUACUCAAGUACCAUCCUCGCGUGCUAUACAUCGAUAUAGACGUCCACCACGGUGACGGUGUGCAAGAGGCCUUCUAUCUCACAGAUAGAGUGAUGACGGUCAGCUUCCACAAGUACGGGAACUACUUCUUCCCAGGAACGGGGGAUAUGUAUGAAACGGGAGCAGAGAGUGGUAGAUACUUUUCGGUUAAUGUGCCAUUGAAAGAGGGUAUCGAUGAUCUGAGUUAUGUACAGGUAUUCAAACCCGUAAUAUCCAACGUGAUGGAGUUCUACCGUCCCGCGGCCAUCGUGCUACAGUGCGGGGCGGAUUCCCUCGCCGGCGACAGGCUUGGUUGCUUCUCUUUAUCCACUAGAGGCCACGGGGACUGUGUAAAGUUUGUGAAGAAUCUUAAUCUGCCUACGCUCGUGGUUGGCGGUGGGGGCUACACAUUACGUAACGUAGCGCGAUGUUGGACAUACGAAACGUCACUAUUAACGGAUGAGGAUAUCUCCAAUGAGUUACCGUAUACUGAAUAUUUGGAGUUCUUUGCUCCAGAUUUUCAGUUGCAUCCUGAAGUCACUGGAAAUUCAACAAAUGCAAACAGCAAGCAAUAUUUGGAAGCAAUCACAAAGUAUGUGUAUGAUAAUCUCAAGAUGUGUCAGCACUCGCCCGCCGUCCAAAUGACGCAUAUUCCAGGUGACUUCUUCCCUGAAGAAGAGCGAAUGAAAGAAGAACCAGAUCCCGACAUCCGCAUCAGCCAAGAGGAAGCGGACAAAAUGGUGGAGCCCAAAAACGAGUUUUAUGACGAUGAAAAAGACAACGACAAGGAGAUAUUGCCCGAAGUUAAGGAGCCCUAGCAUACGAUCGACCUCACAGACCCGCUGGCCACCUGACACGGCAAGUUCAGGCGGUACCGCGAGCUUGUGGGCGAGGACAGUGUAGAGACAAGUGACAGCAUAGUGCUCAGUGAAUAGUGACUCGGCUAUAGUGCGUGUGUAAAAAACUUGGCUAACACAUUGCCAAGUGAAGGACUAGCAUACAAUCGACCUCACAGACCCGUUGGCCACCUGACACGGCAAGUUCAGGCGGUACCGCGAGCUUUUGGGCGAGGACAGUGUAGAGACAAGUGACAGCAUAGUGCUUAGUCAAUAAUGUGUGUACAACACUUGGCUAACUCAUUGCCAAGUAAAGGACCCCAGCAUAUCUAUAGUGUGAAUGUGCAUUGUUUAGCACAACAGUAGUAGAAAGUGCUUACAACUACAGUUAUUGAGGUGCGAAUUGCUUAUUACAUUGAACUAAAGCUAAUGUGAUAAUUGCUUAUGAGAAAACUACAACCUGCAAUUUCAAAAUAAUAUUGAGCUCAGGAAAUAGCGUGAGCUUGUGGGUGAUGUUUGGAAAGAGAAGUGCUAUGAAAACAUUUGACUCAAUUUUAGUGAUGCUUUAUUGAAUUUUGUGAGACACAUUUAAAAGAUCUCGAGAGCUUGUGCGAAACACUAGCAAGAACAAUGAUAAAUUAAUGAAAUAUGAUAAGUGAUAGUGCAGAACAAUUUCCUAAUGGAACAUAGUGAAAGACGUUGGCAAAUACAUAGUAACUUAGUGAAUAAAUUGAAUACUAGACUACAUCAGACACAGUGCUUGCAAUAUUUUAAAACUUAUGCCAUAGAUUAGUUAACAGACUAGCAAUUAAUAAAAAAGUGCUUCUUAUAGAAUUUUUAUAUAAUAGAACAUAGCAAAUAUUGAUAGAUCGCUAUGGAAUAAUUGCAAGUCUACAUGCAAAUGUUGUAAAUUUUAUCACUAAUAAUAACUUCCAUUAAUGGCAAUUAUUAAUAAAUAAUAAUUUUAACUGAAUCCAGUAUUGGGACUUGCAUGAUAGCCUCCUAUAUACCUACCACUUUUCUCAAUUUUAUUGUACAUGGUCAUAACGGAUAAGUUAGAAAGCGCAAAGUAAUCCUGUAGUGGUGAAACUGGCUGUUA
Molecule: messenger RNA, 2681 nt
Organism: Colias croceus (clouded yellow)
Lineage: Eukaryota; Metazoa; Arthropoda; Insecta; Lepidoptera; Pieridae
Gene: HDAC3
Product: histone deacetylase 3
Exons: 7
Coding region: 257-1564 (435 amino acids)
Molecular function (GO): histone deacetylase activity
Source: RefSeq, a predicted model, not a curated record